Messenger RNA from Thrips palmi, 2048 nucleotides. RefSeq names its product myogenic-determination protein (gene nau). Gene Ontology annotation, molecular function: DNA-binding transcription factor activity, RNA polymerase II-specific; protein dimerization activity; RNA polymerase II cis-regulatory region sequence-specific DNA binding. The record is from RefSeq and is a predicted model, not a curated record. Lineage: Eukaryota; Metazoa; Arthropoda; Insecta; Thysanoptera; Thripidae. Gene Ontology annotation, biological process: regulation of transcription by RNA polymerase II; positive regulation of myoblast differentiation; muscle organ development. The transcript is spliced from 6 exons. The coding region runs from base 146 to 1090 and encodes 314 amino acids.
ACGCCGCGUCCCGCGGCGUACCGCGGCGUGGUGGCCAGAAGCGCGGCGAUGCGCAGCGCGAGGGGGCUCGGUGACCGCGCCCCGUGACUGACGACGACCCGGCGACGGCUCCAGGACGGCGGAGGCGGUCCGGGCGGUGCAGGGCAUGAUGACGUUGGCACUGCAGCAGCAGCACCAGCAGGCCAGCUGUCGCUUCAGCAGCAGCAACGGCAACAGGUUCGCCCCCAGCUCUCCGCUGCACGGCAGCAUGAGCAGCAGCAGCAGUUGCAGCAGCAGCAGCGGCUGCAGCGGCCGCGGCGCUUCGAGACACGGCGGCAACCCUUGCACACGGAGGUGCAAGGACGACGAGGACGUGGACGAGGACGGCGACGUGGACGACGAUGACGACAGCCAGUCGUCCGGGUCGGAGAGCGAGCAGCACGUGCCGCACAUCCUCGCCCCGCUCAGCCCGGCCUCCAUCUCAGUGUCCAGCCAGCCGGCCUUGUUCGUGUUCCCAUCAUCGCGCUCCUUGCAGGAGGCGGGUGCCGGCGCGCAGCGCGUCCCUCUGGGCGGCGCGGGGGCGGCGGCGGGCGGCGGCGCGCACGGAUCCCGUCGGUGCCUGCUGUGGGCGUGCAAGGCGUGCAAGAAGAAGACGGUCACGGUGGACCGCAGGAAGGCCGCCACCCUCAGGGAGCGGCGGCGUCUACGGAAGGUGAACGAGGCCUUCGAGGUGCUGAAGAGGCGCACGUCGACCAACCCGAACCAGAGGCUGCCGAAGGUGGAGAUCCUCCGCAACGCCAUCGAGUACAUCGAAAGCCUGGAGGACCUGUUGCAGGGCGCACAGAGCGCACCCGGCAGCGGCCCGCAGCACGACCUGGCGGCCACCACGCCCCUCUACGUGUCGGACCGAGGGGCCAGCUGCGUGGGCUCCUUCACGGACUCCAUCCACCGAUUCACCCCCUUGUCCGGAUGCCCCGCGGGCUCCGACGCGGACCCCCAGACGCCCUCGUCCAACGGCCGCGGCUCCGAGGCGGCGUCCGGCGGCGCGGCGUCGACCUCCAGCCUGGACUGCCUGUCCCUCAUCGUGCAGAGCCUGGCGAGCCACUCCUAGACAGUCCCACUGGCUCGGCGGCGGCCUCGGACACCACGGAGCAGCGCCCACCACGCUCCCGUUCCACUGGACAUGGGGUGUGUUUGCCCCGGGACUUCGCUGGACUUCGAGGAGCUCUGCAAGCUGUGCAAGCUCUGCCCGUCGACGCAGCGGUGUCCUACCCUGCGUUUGUUGGGUGGCCUACCCGACAGACCGAAGGUGCCGAAGGGGCUUGACUUGGCCGGCCCCUCGGCACCUGCAGCACCUUCAGCCUCGUCGGAAAGCCUCCGUGUGCCGAGCUCGGCCGGCCGAGACGGCGCUUUCCGUUCUGUAGCAAGUAGCUUGUGCCGUCACUACUGCGGAUCGACGAUCGUCAUUUUAAAGAAAUACUGCUGUGAUAAGGAAAGAGGGAGCACGGAGGGAUUUCCAUUUUCAGUUCUUGGAAAGCCUGAGGUUCUGGCUUUAGCAGCUUCUCUGGUUUCAAGGAGCUCUGGAUGAUUGUGCAUUUAGAUGCUCUGCAUUUUUGUCUCUGACACAUCGCUUAUUUAACACUUUAAUGUUCGUUUAUUCUUCGCUGAACAUGGAUAUGUCCUUGUUAAGAUUGUUAGAGAAUGAGUCUGAUUUAUUGUAAAGUAAUGAGCGCUUGCAUGUGAUGUUAAAACUAAGAAAUACAUAGUUUAUAAGUAAAUAAUAUUUUAUCACCAAUAAAGUACUGCCUAAAACGUGGUCGUUUCCUUUGUGCAUUUCGGACGCUGUUGAGUGAGUCGUCGAAAUGUUCGUGAGAAAAAUACAAGAUAGUCUGUGGACGGAAGAUUUUAUGCCCUGUUCUAUCUUUGCCUUCGACCUAGAACGUAAACACCCAAAUGGCCAAGAGGCAACGGCGAACCGUUAAGAUGGCCUUCUCGAACCAGCAACAGCAUUAAAUUUGUUGAUUCCAGAAACUAAAUUUGUACACUGUACACUGUAACAGCAAUUGAAG